Molecule: messenger RNA, 1515 nt
Organism: Closterium sp. NIES-65
Lineage: Eukaryota; Viridiplantae; Streptophyta; Zygnematophyceae; Desmidiales; Closteriaceae
Source: the annotation of a GenBank genome assembly
AUGAUAGCAGUAGACCAGCAGAGAGAGGAGCAGGGUAGGGCAGUGCAGUGGCAGAAGCGCUGUUCUUACCAGACAGGGGGAACGGGCCGAGGUAGUGACUGCGGCGGCUCGGCUGCAGGGCAGCUCGGUGGCUCGGCUGUUGGGCGGCUCGGUGGCUCGGCUGCUGGGCGGCUCGGCGGCUCGGCUGCUGGGCUGCUGGGCGGCUCGGCGGCUCGGCUGCUGGGUGGCUCGGUUGCUCGGCUGCUGGGCGGCUCGGCUGCUGGGCAGCUCGGCGGCUCGGUUGUUGGGCGGCUCGGCUGCUGGGCGGCUCGGCUGCUGGGCGGCUCGGCGGCUGGUGUGGCUGGUGACGAUCGCGGCAGUAGUUGUAGGAGCUGUGGUGACUGCUGCUGCAGAGACGGCAGCGGCUGCUGCCUCAGGGACGGCGGCGGCCGGCCGCUAGGGGCUGCGAAGGGCGGCGGAGGGGCUGUGAAGGGCGGCACGAGGGGCCGCCAAGGGCGGCGACGGGCCUUUCCUAUAUCGCGCCUUCGCCAUCGCGCUUUCGUCCGAUGUCCGUUCCCCUCCCAUCACCUUCGCGGGUCUCUCUCCUCCCCCCCCGUCGCCUUCUAUCUUCCCUCCCUCCCCGUCACCCUCGCUCUCCCCUUCCUUCCUGUCGACAAGUUUUCUCCCUGUCGCCUUCGCCCUCCCUGUCGCCUGACCCAUGACCACCUGCUCACCAUCCCUCCCGUCGACUGCGCGCUCUCCCUCCCGUCGCCUUCGCGCUCUCUCCCUCGUGGCCUUCUCGCUCUCCGUCCCAUCGCAUGGGCGCUCUCCCUCCCGUCGCCCUUGCAAUUUCCCCUCUCUUCCCGUCGCCCACUUCAUCUCCUAUCGCUCACGUCCUCCCUUCCCAUCGGCAUCGCACUCACGUUCCUCCCUCCACUCGACAUCGCCCUCACGUCCUCCCGUCCCGUCGUUCGCCUCCUCUCUCCCAUCCCGUCGUUCACCUCUUCUCCCCUCCCACCCCAUCGUUCGCUUCCUCUCCCCUCCCAUCCCGUUGUUCGCCUCCUCUCCCCUCCCAUCCCGUCGUUCCUCCUCUCUCCCCUUUCUUCCCGUCGCUUUUGCACUCUCCCCUCCCAUCCGCUGGUCUCCUCCUUCCCCUCUUACUAUCUCCUCCACCGCCUCUCCCCCCUUCUAACCGCUCGUCUUUCCCUCCCUGCAUCCCCUCCUUUCCCUCUCUGCAUCCCCUCCUUUCCCUCCCUGCAUCCCCUCCUUUCCCUCCCUGCAUCCCCUCCUUUCCCUCCCUGCAUCCCCUCCUUUCCCUCCCUGCAUCCCCUCCUUUCCCUCCCUGCAUCUCCUCCUUUCCCUCCCUGCAUCCCCUCCUUUUCCUCCCUGCAUCCCCUCCGUACCCUCCCUGCAUCCCCCCUGCUACCUAUCGUAUGCGUUGCCAGUGGUGCAGGCACUGGCAGGGCGUGUGGUGCGGCGAGUGCGGGCGGUGGUAGGGCGUGUGCCCACCAGGGACCUGGCUGCUCAGGUGGGUAA